ACCAACAACAACAGGCUGAGCGAACUGCCCCCUCAUUCCAAGAUGGCGGACCUCCUAGGUUCAAUUUUAAACUCGAUGGAAAAGCCUCCAACUGUCGGCGACCAGGAAAGCCGACGAAAGGCUCGAGAGCAAGCAGCAAGACUGAAGAAGAUGGAGGAACAUGAGAAAAGAAAGAAAGCUGAGUUCAGGAAAAAGAUGGAGAAAGAGGUGUCAGAUUUCAUACAAGACAGCUCUCAGCAGAAACGAAAAUAUAAUCCCAUGGGGAAGAUUGAAAGGAGUAUAUUGCAUGAUGUUGCAGAGGUUGCUGGUUUGACCUCAUUUUCUUUUGGAGAGGACGAGGAGAGCCGUUAUGUUAUGCUUUUCAAGAAGGAGUUUGCUCCAUCAGAUGAGGAGCUGGAAGCUUAUCGCAAGGGAGAGGAGUGGGAUCCUCAGCUGGCAGAGCAAAGACGCAGACUAAAAGAACAAGCUGCAUUGGAAGAAUCAGCCUCCAGUCAGUCAAAGAAGUCUGAAAUGUGUCCCAACUCAAACUACAGAGACAAGUACAGCCACCUGAUCGGCACAUCAGCUGCAAAAGACGCAGCGCACACACUAGAGGCCAACAGAGCCUACGGCUGUGUGCCAGUGGCAAACAAGAGGGACACUCGCUCAAUAGAAGAAGCCAUGAAUGAAAUCAGAGCCAAGAAACGGCUGAAGCAGGAGGACGACACAGGAGCACAAAGCAGCAGCAGCUCCUGAGUCUCCUCUUUUAUGCUGUGUUUCUGUGUGAGUGUAUGUGUGUGGGCGCAUAAGUGUGUCUUUAAGAACACCCAAAGUCAUCUUAGUAAUGCAAUAUCUUAUACUUCACACAAGAAACGGUGUAACUAUAUCACAGGGUGUUAAAUCUAGUAUGAAAAAUACUCUUAACACAGGAUUUUUAUUUUUUAAGUGUCCAGUAGGUGUUCAGCGUCUUAAAAACGCCUGUCAUCUUCUGACGCCACUUUAAAAGAGACAAUUUUUGGCAGGUUUGUUGCAGAUUUACAGGGCUACAUGCCAUUUAGAUAUAAAAAGCAAGUUUUGAUUCAAUUUGGAAGCAAGAUUUUAGGCAAAAGCAGGGCUGCGGAGUCACAUCUAUCAGGUACAGUUUUAAAGGGAUAAGGAAUGUGUGUAUUUACUAUCUUUUUGUUAAAUAUGCAGUUUUUUUUUUCUAAGUCUCAACAUGUUUCAGAAACAUCAGUGUUGGAAGCAUGGCCAUUUCCUCUAGUGCAAGAGAAGAAAUCCUUACAUGGAUUUAUUUUACCUUCAUUACUAGUAUUUUCCAAAAUAAGUGUAUUAUUAUUAUUACUAUGAAGCUAUGUGUUGGCUUACAAUUAGUGUCAUGGUAGGGAACAGAUCCAGAUGCAUUGUUGGGAUAUUUGUGACCUCCCUUUUGAUUGUCAUGUCUUCUGAAAGCUUGUAGGCAUCUUGAUGCCUAUUUUAACAUGUUUGCACUGUUUUAUCUCCAAUGUGUGUUAAUAAAAAGAGAUCCGUC
This is a messenger RNA of Cheilinus undulatus (humphead wrasse), 1507 nucleotides long. RefSeq names its product sperm associated antigen 7 (gene spag7). The coding region runs from base 43 to 735 and encodes 230 amino acids. Gene Ontology annotation, molecular function: nucleic acid binding. The record is from RefSeq and is a predicted model, not a curated record. The transcript is spliced from 7 exons. Lineage: Eukaryota; Metazoa; Chordata; Actinopteri; Labriformes; Labridae.